AUGCUCCUAUGCAUUCUGUCCAUCGUCCUCUCUCCUGCCUUCGAGAACUGUCCAGAGCACCCGCCGCAUCUGACAGAGCGACGUACGAUCAAACAUAACGCGAUAAAAGUGAACAGAAUCACUGCUGUGAACACAGCUCCCAACUCCACUUCCACAGCGCCUGCCCUUUGUGUCCCCGCAGUGUCUGCCCGUUGUGCUGCCGCAGAUGCCGAAAUUCCGCUCCAAGCGGCCAUUGACCCUACAGAUGCUAACAUUUCAUCCGAAGCGGCUAAUGCCCCCACAGAUGCUGAGAGUUCAUCCCAAGCGGCUACUGCCCCAAUCUCCAGUCUCCCAUGUCAGUCUACUGCUGCUCCUCUACAGGACGAUGACGAGUUCUCUGCGCACCUCAACGAGCUCGAAAACAUGCUCGAGGAAGAAAACGUCGGCGCGAUCCCGAUAGCCCUCCAGGUUGGCUCACAGAUUCGUGAGCCUUUGAACAACAAGCGCGCAUCGGCUCUGGUUAAACAAGAGCAAGCAAACCUCUCGUCGUCGAUGCCAUCCAAGAGCGGAGGACCCACUGUGCUUAGUCGCCCACAAAGUACCGAGCUCUCUGCGAAUGUUACUUCAUCCUCAUCGCCGCCGCGGCCCAUUAAGAAACGAUUAUUGCCGCCUACACAAGAGACAGCGGGAGUCAAACGAAGAGGCGAGACAACCACGGAUCAAGAGGCAGCGCCUUGUGAAUAUUGUCACCAAUACCUCGAGGGUGGUUUUCGAGCCAAAUCCAAAAGCAGUAGUAGUCAGAGCCAGAGUCCUGUGAGUUUGGCCGCUAUCAUGAUCCGAACCACGAACAUUCCCGCAGCUGAGCAGGGCUCCUAUUGUACAGCACAGGCCAGUACCGAGGCCGUGAAGUGGUUAAUAAGCGUCGAUGAAAUCAAUAUUCAAGAAAACUCAAGCAAAAACCACAAAAAAACCGUAAAAUCAAGAAACCCAAAAAAGACAUUGCCCAUAUGUUUCGUCGCAAGAAGAGCCUUUGCCAAGUGA
Messenger RNA from Gamsiella multidivaricata, 1020 nucleotides. RefSeq lists its product as uncharacterized. The transcript is spliced from 6 exons. The coding region runs from base 1 to 1020 and encodes 339 amino acids. The record is from RefSeq and is a predicted model, not a curated record. NCBI's taxonomy places the organism in Eukaryota, Fungi, Mortierellomycota, Mortierellomycetes, Mortierellales, Mortierellaceae.